Molecule: messenger RNA, 2131 nt
Organism: Gossypium raimondii (Peruvian cotton)
Lineage: Eukaryota; Viridiplantae; Streptophyta; Magnoliopsida; Malvales; Malvaceae
Product: serine/threonine-protein kinase PBS1
Exons: 5
Coding region: 328-1719 (463 amino acids)
Biological process (GO): protein phosphorylation
Molecular function (GO): protein kinase activity; ATP binding
Source: RefSeq, a predicted model, not a curated record
UACAUAAUAUACAGUAACCCAAAGCCGGCUUCUUCUUCGUCUUCUUCUUCUAUUUUGCUUCAAAAAUUUCUCUUUUACUUUCAAAUAUUUUUUAUUAAACCCUUUCAUAAUUUUUAAUUACGUUCAUUGAAUCCUUUAUUUUUCAAUGAUUUGAUCGUUUAAAGGCAUAGAAUCGAGGGUGCCCAAAAUUUUUGUAACUUUUUAUUUUGAAUUUUUGUAAAAAAAAAAAGUAUUGGGUAUGCCAAGUUAACAGUAAAUCUGAUAUAAUUUUUAGGAAUUUUAAGGAAAUUUGAUUUCUGGGUUCGUUUUGAAAUUUUCUUUUAAGGGAUGGGUUGUUUUCCUUGUUUCGAUUCGAAGGAAGAAGAGAAGUUAAAUACUGUAAAUGAAAGCAAUGAUCCAAAGCAAGCCCAACCUACUGUUUCCUCUAAUAUUUCCAGCUUGUCAUCAGGAGGGGACCGGCUUAGAUCGAGGAGUAAUGGAGGGUCCAAAAGGGAACUACCAUGUCCCAGGGAUGGUCCUGGUGUCCAAAUUGCUGCCCAUAUUUUUAGUUUUCGCGAGCUUGCGGCUGCCACGAAGAAUUUCAGGCCGGAGUCUUUCUUAGGUGAAGGUGGAUUCGGACAUGUUUACAAAGGGCAGCUCGAGAGUACUGGUCAGGUAGUUGCGGUCAAACAGUUGGACAGAAAUGGUCUCCAGGGUAACAGGGAAUUUCUUGUCGAGGUCCUCAUGCUAAGCCUUCUUCAUCAUCCUAAUCUCGUUAAUCUGAUCGGUUAUUGUGCCGAUGGGGAUCAACGGCUUCUUGUAUAUGAAUUCAUGCCAUUGGGAUCCUUGGAAGAUCAUCUUCAUGAUCUUCCACCUGGUAAGGAACCGUUGGACUGGAACACGAGAAUGAAGAUAGCAGCCGGUGCAGCCAAGGGUUUGGAGUACCUCCAUGAUAAAGCAAACCCUCCUGUUAUUUACAGGGACUUCAAGUCCUCCAACAUAUUACUGGAAGAAGGAUUUCACCCGAAGUUAUCCGAUUUUGGGCUCGCGAAACUUGGUCCCGUUGGAGAUAAAUCGCAUGUUUCCACCAGGGUUAUGGGCACGUAUGGUUAUUGUGCUCCUGAGUAUGCCAUGACUGGUCAAUUGACGGUGAAAUCUGAUGUUUAUAGUUUCGGGGUUGUCUUCUUAGAGUUAAUUACCGGUAGGAAAGCUAUCGAUAGCACUCGACCCCAUGGGGAACAGAAUCUCAUAACAUGGGCACGUCCAUUGUUCACUAACCGUCGCAAAUUGUCGAAAUUGGCGGAUCCAUUAUUGCAAGGACGGUUUCCAAUGCGAGGUCUCUACCAAGCUCUAGCUGUGGCAUCUAUGUGCAUUCAAGAGGAGGCCGCCGCACGUCCUCAUAUCGGAGAUGUGGUCACUGCUCUCUCGUAUCUGGCAAACCAAGCAUAUGAUCCUAAUGCAUCAGGGCAUGGCCAUAGUGGCUCUGGAGAAACCGAUGAAAAAAGAUAUCGAGACGACAGAGGAGGAAGGGUAUCAAAGAACGACGAAGGAGGAGUAUCAGGCUGUAGGUGGGAUUUAGAAGGGUCCGAGAAAGAUGACUCCCCUAAAGAAACGGCCAGGAUGUUGAACAGGGAUUUGGAUAGGGAACGAGCCGUAGCUGAAGCGAAGAUGUGGGGCGAGAAUUGGCGGGAAAAAAGACGACAAAGCGCACAAGGUAGUUCCGAUGGUUCAAAUGGCUAACGUCCCGAUAUUAUUUCAUCAGUGUUUUUCCAGUUUUUUCACUCAAACCGGAUGAAAAAAAAAAAAAAACACAUUUCCAAGCUCUCUUCUGCUCGUUCUAACCGAAAAGCUCAGCCCGAUUGGCCUCGGAAGGGAAGACAAAAUGCAAGGACUUUGAUGCUGACUUGUUCUUAACCCCCCAUUCAGGUUCCUUUCUCUUUUCUUCACUUUAAAAUCCUUUAGUGAAUGAUGGUGAUGAUGAUGUGUACAUUAUCAUGUUGGUGAUAAAAAUUUUGAUAGUAAAAAAAGACAGCAUGGGUCAAAUUCUAUCCUUUUGCUCUUUGUAAACUGUAAGGUCCCUCUCUGUACGGAACUUUUCUGUUUUGUCACUUACUGUAAUAUUAUUAUAUGAUUAUUAUGAUUAUGAUGUCAA